UCCCCUCACUCUCUCGGCGUCCCCGGGGGCAGCGGGGCCGUGCUGAGUCAUAGGGUCCGGCGCGGCCAUGGCGGGUUUGCUCGCGGGCGCGGGGGGCCGGAGGCGCCUUUUGUACCACGCGUUGGUGCAAAAGAUCUUAGCUAAUUCCAGAGGUGCUGCUUCUCUGUUGAAGGAUAAUAUCUCACUUACAGGCGUUUCAGCUGCAGGGCUGUUUGAAGGUCAUGAUCUUCUGCGCAGAGGCUUUACAAGUGUGAAAAAUGAAUUGUUGCCCAGCCACCCACUGGAGUUGACAGAAAAGAAUUUCCAGUUAAAUCAAGAUAAAACAAACUUUGCCACACUGAGAAACAUCCAAGGAAUCCAUGCACCUUUAAAGCUGCAGAUGGAAUUCAGAGCAGUGAAACAGGUCCAGCGUCUACCAUUUCUUCACAGCUCAAACAUGGCAAUGGAUAUUUUGAGGGGGAAUGAUGAAUGCAUUGGUUUUGAGGAUAUCCUUAAUGGUAAAUACAUUCUGGCUUUAUUAUGGAAACAUUUAAAGGUAAAAUUUGGGAGCUGUGAAGUUCUUUGCCUCUACUGAACAAGAGAAUUAAACUCCCAAAAUGCAAAAGAUGAUAUUAAUCAUAAAAGCAAAGAAGCACUGGGGAAGGAGAAAUAAAUGUAAUUGAGCUGUAAGUUAUGUGGAAAUUACUCUGAAAUAUUGAGCAAGACAGUAGGCUGUCCUGCUUGUAGGCUGGGUUUCUAGAGGAGUAGAUUAUACAUGCAUGUUGUAUGCCUCUUUCCUCAGAAACUUUUAAAGUACUUGUGCAGAUUUUGUCAAGCAGAGGUUACAAAGUUUUUUACAUUCUGUAAUUAAGAAGAGAAUGUUAGGGAGGAGGUAGAGGAUUAUUGAAACAGGUACUUAGCAGGGGAAAGGCUCCCUCAAAUGAACUCAACAGGCUGCAGUUGCAUGGUAGCCUGCUGACUAUUGGUAUGUGUGGAAUAGAAUAAACUUGGAAAAUGGCUUUUGAACAAAUUACUUCUAGCUUGUAUUUAAGGAGACGAAAGAAGGCAGAAAGUGGGAUAGGAGAAGGGAAAUAGCAGGGGGAUAGAGAGCUGGAAAUAAUGGAGGAACAAAUCUGAAUCUAGAGGCAUGAAAAUAACCCCAAAUCUGGGCUUAUUUUCUGAGAUGGAUAUAGAGGGACCAAGGGAAGGAAUCUUGGGCUAUUGUGGUUCCACAAGCAUAGAGCAAUGUUGAACAUAAUUGGUAGAAUUUUGGCUAUUUACCACUGCUUACAACAAACAGUUAGAUUUUUAUAGAGUGCUGAGGAGUGAGUGGGUUGCAAGUGGUUUUGGUAAGGCUUUAUUUAUCAGAAAGUGGACUAGAUAUUUUUGUUGUCUCUGGAGGAAUCAGAGGCAUUAAUAUGUCUUAUUUAUGGAAGGAAAACAUGAUUAAUACACCCAUAAAGAAAAGUGUAUUUCUUCUAAACAGUCACAACAUGUGUGUUGGCCCUGUAUUUUUUAUUUUUUUGGUUGGUUGGUUUUUAAAAUUUUUUUAGGGCGUUUUUUUUUUUUUUUUUAGUUUUUUGUGUAGAAAAGGAGUUCAUACUGUCAGUAUUGGUCUCUUGUGUCCUCUGCACAUUCCUUGGUAGCCUUUGAGGACAGUGGCUAAUGUCUUUACAGAAUGGAGGAAAUCUCAGAGAUACUUACAGGUGUAGAACUUCUGUGAAAGUAGGCAGCUGGGCAGAGAAGAGAAACCAGGAAUGUGUCCCUGCUAACAGAAGGGAGAACUCCCUUCUGCUGUUAGAGAAGUUGUGUUGGAAAGAGAUGUAGGGCAACUAUGGAGAAAAUCCUCAGUCAGACUUGAGUUUUCUCAAACACUAAACUUGUGGUGUAAUCCCUUUGAGGCUCAGGCAGUUGGAGUCUGUGCUUAUCCAGAACUGGUUGGUUUUACUUGAAAUGUGUGUGUGUCCUUAUAACAAGCUGUUCCACAAUAUAUGUGUUCUGUCAGUGCUUUGGAUAGAGGCUUCUGAGUUACAGAUCUGCACUCUGCAACACUGUAAAAAAUCAGUCAAGUAACUGUUGCACUAAGCAUUAUUAUGAAAAGAGAUGUUCACCUUCAUAAGUUGUUGUUAGUCUUUGUAACUUGGUAAAGGCUUCUUACUGUCCUUUUCUUUUUUCAGAUCCUUCCCAGAGUGAGGUUAUGGGAGAACCACACAUGAUGAUGGAGCACAAGCUUGGUUUAUUGUAACAAAAUAUACUUCACAAAAAUG
Molecule: messenger RNA, 2246 nt
Organism: Passer domesticus (house sparrow)
Lineage: Eukaryota; Metazoa; Chordata; Aves; Passeriformes; Passeridae
Gene: POMP
Product: proteasome maturation protein
Exons: 5
Coding region: 68-574 (168 amino acids)
Biological process (GO): proteasome assembly
Cellular component (GO): cytoplasm; nucleus
Source: RefSeq, a predicted model, not a curated record